AUGUCAACAAUCUUUAUAGGGCAAAUUUCUAUCCGGACAUCGGCUCAGGCCUCGCCCAGCCAUACCAAUUCCUAUCCGGAAAACCGCCUCCGGCAUUUCGCCAAAAUAGCAAAAUUUCUAUCCGGACAGACCUACGGGAUUUCAAAAAAUUUCUCAUCCCGAAUUGGCAUGCACUGUGGGCUCAGUGGCUUCAGCGCGUAUCAUCUCUCAUUGCAUCGGUUUUUGCCAAAGAAACAGAACAAAAAACCCAUUCUCCGCCCUUGCGCUCCCGAGUCCCGAUCCCACAUCACCUUAGACAUGGCGGCGCUCGCUCAGCUCGUAGAUUAUGUGGCUGCAGAACGACUUGCUACGCGAUACCUGCCUUUCUGUGACUCGAUUUUUCUCUGUCUAACUCACCAAUUGGCGAUAAAUAUCGACCCAUAUGGUUGCCAUAUCGUUGAAACGAUACGAGGAUGGUUGAUGGUUUUUGGCUUUGCUUUGUCUGAAGGUGCCAAUUCUCUUCGUUUUACACUAUCUGAUGUGCCUAAUGGUUGCUUUCUCACCAGCGCAAAUCGCAUCGUGUAUUUGGAUUAUGUUGUAUUGAUGAUUUACGAAGCCGUAAUACUGGUCUUGAUGAUGAUUCCUGGAAUUGCUUCCUGGAUAAUAAUGUAUAUCUACCUUUUUGUCAACGUCGUAGUCCUGUGCGCGCUCUCUUUAUUUCUAAGUACGUUUAUGUUCUGCCUCUACGUGCGAAAUGACUGA
Laccaria bicolor S238N-H82 is the source of this 741-nucleotide messenger RNA. RefSeq lists its product as uncharacterized. NCBI's taxonomy places the organism in Eukaryota, Fungi, Basidiomycota, Agaricomycetes, Agaricales, Hydnangiaceae. The record is from RefSeq and is a predicted model, not a curated record. The coding region runs from base 1 to 741 and encodes 246 amino acids. The transcript has 11 exons.